Molecule: messenger RNA, 3501 nt
Organism: Clunio marinus
Lineage: Eukaryota; Metazoa; Arthropoda; Insecta; Diptera; Chironomidae
Source: the annotation of a GenBank genome assembly
GGUCGAUUUAGUCGCAUUUCAAAUUUUCGUCAUGCUUACUUAGUCAAUCAAUCAUUAACAUCUUGAAAAUAUUUGUAGUUAUGUUCUCAAUAAUAUAUUAAUGACAAUAUUGAAAAUAUUAUCAAAUCUCAGUGGCAAAUUAAGAAGAGAAAAAUUUGGUUAAAUUUGUGAAAAGCUUUCAACGUUUUACUGACAUCAACACAUUAUCGAAUUUUUGAAUGAACAAUAUUGAAAUAGAAAGCACUUCAACAGCUUUCUAGUCAACAGUCUGAAAACCUUGAAAUUACCAAUCAUGGCACCAAACAUUCUCGAUCCAGAAAAUAAAAAACCUGAUGACAUCAAACAAGAUGACAGUAUUUUGAGAUCACGAAUAGAUAAUGCGAAAGAAUCUCAUCAUGAUAGAACUCAACCAAAUCAUUCCAUUAAGAAUCUUACCACAACAGAAGAAUCUCAAAGUAAAGUUGAGAGUAUUGAAUUCCAGCCACAAAUACGAUGGCCAGAUCUAUUUGCACAAUUGUUCAUUCACGUGGGAUCACUGUAUGGACUUUAUUACUUAGUAGCAUUGAAACCCAAAUUCUACACAUAUAUUUGGUUUGUUGCGUUAAUUUAUGCUUCAGGAAUUGGAAUCACGGCUGGUGCACAUCGUUUGUGGUCGCACAAAUCAUUUAAAGCAAAGUGGCCAUUGCGUGUUAUCCUUGUCUUUCUUUUCACCAUUGCUGGACAGAGAGACGCUUACACAUGGGCACACGAUCAUCGAAUUCAUCACAAAUAUUCGGAAACAAAUUCAGAUCCACAUAAUGCAAAGCGUGGAUUCUUCUUCGCACAUAUUGGAUGGCUUUUCCUUACACCACAUCCCGAUGUUGUUGAGAAGAGGAAAAAUAUUGACAUGAGUGACUUGCAAGCUGACAAAAUUGUCAUGUGGCAGAAAAAGUAUUACAUUCCUUUGUUCGCGUUUAUUGCGAUAGGAUUUCCAGUUAUUGUGCCUUAUUACUAUUGGAACGAAUGCCUUUGGAUUUCCUUUUGGACAUGUUUCGUAUGUCGAUUUUGUACAACAUUAAACAUCGCAUUCUUUGUGAACAGUGUUGCGCACAUGUAUGGUGACAGACCUUACGACAAAAACAUUAGCCCCGUGGAGAAUAUUUUUGUAUCGAUUGCCGCGAUGGGCGAAGGAUUUCAUAAUUAUCACCAUGUUUUCCCUUGGGAUUAUAAAACUGGUGAAUUUGGUGGAUGGAAAGGCUAUCAAACAAACAUCACAACGGCGUUCAUUGAUUUCUUUGCGAAGUACGGUUGGGCGUAUGAGAGGAAAUAUGCCACUGAUGAUAUGAUUGCGAGACGAGCAGCAAAAACUGGCGACGGAACUUAUUUUCUGACCCAUGAUGAAGCACACAAAACUUCAAUUUGGGGAUUGGAUGAUAAAGAUAUUGAAGAUGAAGAUCUGAAAAUUUUAAGGAAAAUGAAUGAUCAGGAAAAUCCCACAACGAGUCAAAAUGUUGAAGGAGAAAAAAAGAAAUCGGCAGAUUCUAAACGAGAAGCGUCUUGGCCUUCAGUGUUGUUCUUUAUUCAUCUGAAUAUCUUGGGACUUUAUGGGAUAAUUGUUCUGUUCACCCAAGCAAAGUUGAUUACAAUUGCAUUUUCUUUUAUUUUAACACUCAUGGGAAUCUAUGGAUCGACCGUUGGAGCUCACAGAUUAUGGACUCAUAACACGUUUAAGGCCAAUAGAAUUCUGAGAUUUUUAUUGAUGAUUUCACAGACAAUGGCUGGGCAGGGGUCAAUUUACGAUUGGGUUCGAAUUCAUCGACUGCAUCAUCAAACUUUUAAGACACAAGAUGAUCCUUUCUACAGUGAUAAAGAUUUUCUUCACGCUCAAGUUUUUGCACACAUCCGAAAAUUAAGUCCACGACAAGAAAAACUUCUUGAGGCUGUGAAUAUGAAAGACGUUGAAGAAGAUGGUUUUGUGAUGUUCCAAAAAAGAUUCUAUUGGAUCCUUUAUCUCGUACUUUUUGUGUUACUGCCAAUCAAUGCACCUUUAGAAUAUUGGGAUGAUACAGUUCAAGCUGCAAUUUUCGUUGCCUUUUCAUUGCGCUACAUUAUUGUCAUCAACAUUGCAUGGCUUAUCAAUUCUGCGCACUUUAUUUGGGGAUUAAAUAAAGAUCAAAAGCAAUCAGAUUCCAAUAUGGUAUUCUUGGUGACAAAGAGUUAUUGGCCUCAGUAUCAUUACCUUUUGCCAUUUGAUUAUCAAAGCGGAGAGUUUGGAAAUUACGGUCAAGGAACAUCAACUGCACUCAUUCGCAUUUUUGCUGCAAUUGGUUGGGCAACUGAUCUUAAAACUGUCACAACAGAAGCUGUCAAAAUAGGACUUUCAAAAGCGAUAGUUCACUGUGAAGAACCGCCUCUUUCAAGAGUCUUCAUCCGAUUGUUCAACUCAAAUUCUGAAAAUGAAGAACAAGUAAAAGCAUUUGCUGAACUGAAGAAGUAUUUCAAUCCUGAGGGACGAAUAAAAUUCUUCGAAGAUGAUUGUGCAACAAGUCAGAACAAAUAUUGUCACAUUAACAAAGAACAGAAAUCUUUACCAUAUGUGAUGAAAGAUGGGAACAGCGGCGAGUUACUGAAAGUUUAUUCUGGUCCACAGGAUUUUAAAUCCUUGAAAGAUUUUUGUGUGAUACAUUUAGACAAAGAGUACAGGAAAAUUGAGUUCACAGUUCCAUUACUCAGCGCUGAUAACUUUGAAGAAUCUAUUAAAAGCGGCACCUGCUUUGUUGACUUUUAUGCAGAAUGGUGCAUUCAUUGUCGAGAAAUUAAGUCAACUUUAAAUCUUUUGCACGAACAUUACCAAGAUCAUAAAGAAAUUCACGUUUUCCGAGUCAAUUGUUGGGCUGAAAAGAAGAGUCUUUUGUGCAGCAAAUAUAAUGUCGUUGGAUUCCCAUCAAUGCUUUUGUUUAAAAAUGGAAAAUACAUAAGGGAAUACGUAGACGAUCGUUCGUUAAACGAUUUGAUUGAUUUUCUUGACAGUAGCUUAACAGAAGAAGGAAUGAAACGUAGAAAGCAAUAUGAACGUAGUCAAAGAUUGAAAAGGAAAGCAGCAAGGAAAGCACGUAAAGAGGCAGAGGCAAAGGCUAAAGCAGAAGCCGAGAAGAAUGCAGCCGCUCAAGGAAAACCAGCCCCACAACAUGUUGAAACUGAAGAACAUGAAAAAAGAUGCUUCGAGAAGGAUGAACAUGGAUUGUGUUUGGUACAAGUGUAGAUAAAUGUUUGUCUGAGUUCACAAUUGAAUAAAGUUUUUGAAAGAGUCGGUAGUAGGUAGUUAAAGUUUCUAAUACUUUCAUAAUAUUCCUAAGUCACAUGACAAUUUGGCAAAACAUGUUGAAAUUAUUCUUCUGACGUUUUUCAUGACGUGAUGAUAGUUUUAUCAACAUGUUGAUUUCCUAACAGUCGUUUGUGUAAGUUCAUUUGGUGAUGUCAAACAGAUGUUUUAUUAAACUCACAAAAACCAACACAAAAGCC